Messenger RNA from Kwoniella botswanensis, 3420 nucleotides. RefSeq lists its product as uncharacterized. The coding region runs from base 1 to 3420 and encodes 1139 amino acids. The transcript has 9 exons. NCBI's taxonomy places the organism in Eukaryota, Fungi, Basidiomycota, Tremellomycetes, Tremellales, Cryptococcaceae. The record is from RefSeq and is a predicted model, not a curated record.
AUGCCAUCGAUAUUCUCUCGUUCGGCUUCGACACCCAAGAAAAGCAAACUCCCUCCAACACCCCCAGUAUCGGGAUCCCAUCCGACUCCUCAACGGGGAGCUACUGUAGGCGGUGGGAGGGGUCAGUCACAGGGGAUAGGUGAAUUCGGUACAAUUUCAGGAAACAUAUCAAAGACACUUCCCAACAGACCCACGCAACAACAGCCACAACCUCUGACUCCCCCUCAUUCACCCGGCGGAUCAACUCCCCUCCUCCCUCCCAAAUUCACAUUCUUACCUACGCACAUUGCACCGCAGACAACAUCGAAUAAUUCAGUCGACUCCUUCUCGUAUCACUCGGAUGAAGUUACGGGAUUGAGACAAUAUGGGUUUCUAGCUGAAACUGGUGGGAAAAUGACGCUCGGAUUGACGGAAGUGGGACAAGUGCUGGAAAUGAUCAGCAAGGAAUUGAUAAGGAGAGGUCUCACCACACCCAUGUUAUUCUCCAACCAAGCUUUAGAGUUGAAUCAGACUCGAACUAAAAUGCUUAUUCAGGCUUAUCUAGAUAUCCUGACAUCAAAUUCCAGGUCGAAACAUGAGGCGUUCAAACGAGAUGUGACGUUUGCAAAAGAACAUGAAUUGGCUUGGUUACUCCGUUGGUCUCUUAGUCGAAUCGCUCGAAUCAAAGAGGGUGUAAGGGAAAUCUGCCAUGGUGUGCUAGAAUGGGAGGCGUAUGAAGAAUGGCGAGGCAGAGAAAGAGCUUCCGGAUAUCCCACCGAUGCAUUCCCUUUCCUCUCUCACAUAUUGCCUAACGAAGUUUACACUUUCAUCAUAACACCUCUGUUCCACCUCUUGUCUCGUUUCGCUGCCCACUCCCAUUUAUCUGGUCUCACACCUCACGCUCUAUCUUCCCUCUUCGCACCAUUACUUUUCGACAUACCCACCUCGUCGACAGCGAUGCAGGCUCAUGCGCAUUACGUCCGAGCAGCCUCGGCCACCGAGCAUCUUCUUCUGGCUUAUAUCCGAUCGACGAGUGCGAAGGGAUCACUGGGCCUGGCGGAUCUGCCAUUUCGAUUGAAAGAGUGGGUGACCGGUUAUCCAGCGAUGGUAGCUUCGGAUGGAGAUCUUGCUCGAGGUGGACCAAGAAAGGGCGCUAGAGUAGUGAGAUGUGAGAGGGCCUCAAGGACCGUCAGAGCAUAUUCGAAGGAUUUGAUCUGUCAAGCCGAAUUAUGGGUCAAUAACCUGCCGAUCGGAGAGAAAUGGGAUGCAUGGGACAGGGUGACUUGGAAAUCCCGAAGAGGCGAGAGUAGUCGCCCGAAGUUCUCCGCGGCAUAUAGAAGAAGAAUGAUGGUCAAAGAGAAUCAACCUCUACCUUCCUCUUCCAUUGGCGAAGGUAGACCGAUAUCCUAUGGAAGUGCCACAAAACCUUCUUUAGAUGGUGGACUGAAUAGAGGUUCAACAGCGAGAAGUAGGAAAGGUAGAUUGGUAACGAUAGAGGACGAUAAUGAAGAAGGUAGAUGGUCGAGUCUGGCAGGUAAAGAAUGGAGUAUGUUUGAAGAAGGUGGAUUUGACGCUCCUUCCCUUUCUUCUACUUCUACCACCUCAAAAACCGGAAGACUAGAGGGGGAUAUUAGGAAUAGAUUACAAUUCGAUCUGACUGAAAGUGCGAAGAUGAGUAUAGCGGAAAGAAGACGUACGAUGGAUUGGUCCGAAUUCGCCUCACCAUCAGGAGGUUUUAAUCGUACAGAUCCAUUGUUGGAUGUAUCUUUGACCUUCUCAGCACCGAUAGAGAAAGAAAUCACAGAUUGGCCUAAAGAGCGAGAUGAGCUUAGAAGGAGAUUACAUAAAUCACAGAAAGAUUCCGUACCAUUCAAUUAUGAUACUACACCUCGAUUUGGAACCAAUGCUUUCCCCGACGCCAAUGCGAGAAUGGAUGAUAAAGGAAGGGUGUAUGUGGAAGAGGCCUUUGUAGAUUGUUGGUGCGAUUUGAUGAUCGGUGCUGGGUGGAUGGACAGGGAGGAAUUGACUUUUAGAGAAGCCAAUUGGGCAUUGAUGGAAUACAAAGCGAAGCCUUCAAGGGUUGAUCCUAACACGCAGGAUGAUGAUCCACUGGGCGAUCCUAGGAAGUCGGAGCUGUAUUUUCUCUUUGAAGAAAGAGUUCCACCAGACUAUCAACAAGCCCUACUUACACCUGCUCAGAAGAAAUCUGCUUUUGGUUUAUUCUCACCAAAGAGCAAAAAACGUAACCAAAUGAUUCAUUCCGAUACCGUCAAAUCACGAUUAGGACAAGGCUGGGGCGAUGAUGAUUUCGAUAGGAUGUUGUUACAUCGCGAACAGACUAAGAAAGUGACUCUGACCAAGAGCGCAUCGGAUCAACCUUAUGCUUCUGUCUGGCAUAUGUCAAAUGAUACCUCCACACCCACAUCUCCUGUGAAACCUCGACCCAUCAGACGUACUCGAUCGAGCAGUGAGAAAGAUAAUACUGAUCUGAAAAUGCAUGAUACCAAAGGGUUAUUUUUUGGUUCCGCGAAGAAGAAUAUGAGGAGGGUGAAGUCGAAUGAGAGUAAAGAAAAGCCUAAUAUCAGUAAGAAAGAAAAGAAGAAUCAGAGAGAACAGAACGUAGAAUUUGAAUUGCACUCUGCUAGUGGUGUUAGUAGCUCGGAACCUAGUCCGAAAGAUGGGUUGAUUGGUCAAAAGAAAGAUGAUGAGAAAUGGAUGGAAAUCCUCGUGGCGAACGGGGCUAGAAGGAUGGACAGGCAAGAUGCUUUACCCCCUAUCCCUUAUCCCCAUCAAGCGAAUCUGGGAUUACCAGUCUCACACCAUCCACCUGCACGACAUUCUUCUCCAUCUGCUAUACCAGACCAACAUACCCCACCUCAAGAGAGGUUAUCAAGUGAAGAUGCCACUACUCCCCGUGCUACAGGUCCUUCGAUGGAAAGACAAAGAUCGAUCAGACGAAAAGCGGUAUCAUCAGAUGAAGAAGAUCUGAGCGAGGCAUUCGAAUCUGUUUCACCUACUUCUGGAAAUUUCAGUUACUCCGAUGAAGUUCAUUCGCUCGCACACCCCCAUACGGGUACUGCUGAUGAAGGAGAGUCUGGAUCCGGACCAGAAUUGUUGGCUCCUAUUCCUAGAAGAAGUCAUCGAGAUACUAGAGAUACGAUCCAUGGGAUCGUCGAUCAAUACAAUAGAGAUUCUAUGGACUCUCAGGACGAUCUGGAACCAUUGGAAGAAGGAGAUGGCACCAGAUUUGAUGAUCCCCAUGAAAAUACGGGGGAAGUAGGAUUGGAACCACCUGAAAAAGGGAUGAUAUUUGAUUUGACACCUGGGAGGGAACCUAGUCCGGCGAGGUAUAAGCAUGGUGAACCAUUGCAAUUUGUUGGAGAAGAACCGGAAGAAGAAGAUGAUUAUCAACACCCACCACGUCCGAUCAGGAUCGCAUGA